This is a messenger RNA of Ordospora pajunii, 594 nucleotides long. RefSeq lists its product as uncharacterized. The transcript has a single exon. Bases 1 to 594 code for a protein of 197 amino acids. The record is from RefSeq and is a predicted model, not a curated record. Lineage: Eukaryota; Fungi; Microsporidia; Ordosporidae.
AUGCAUGCAGAAGGAAUAGAGGGUGUUUUAACAAGCAUAUCAAGCAAAUACGAAUUCAACUCAAAAGUUCUUGAAUACUCCACACAUUUCUGCCUGGAUAAAUUUGUAAUCAUGCAUAAGGAUAGGCUGGUGGGCGAGGUUCCAUAUGAAAGCAUUCUCAAAAUUGAAAAGAGAAAGAAAGGAUUGAAGUUUCAAAUAUCUGGCGCAUCAUGCCUAAGGAUUCCCUGUGAAAGCGAAAAAAAAAACAAAAUAUUUCAGAUAUUCAAAAACAAACGAUCAGGAACUGUCUUGAACAAGAAUGAUAUUGUUGGUGUUGUAUUUGUACAGUUCGCAGACCUGAGAUUCCUGGUUCCUCUUGAAGGCCCGUCAUUUAACAUCUUCAAAAGGAGUGUGAUUAGAAGAAUUGGAGGACAUUUCUUGCCUUCUCAAAGCCUGGAAUUUGUAAGUCUAGAGCAUUACAAUGAAUUUUUGCUGUAUAUCUUAUACAACGAUGAAUAUGUGAUGCUUGAAAGUGAUGAUGAUCUUGCUUGUGCACUACUCUACUUUGAUAAAAAACUAAAUAUCAUUGUUAAGCAUGCCUCUAACCAGGCAUAA